Molecule: messenger RNA, 1626 nt
Organism: Miniopterus natalensis
Lineage: Eukaryota; Metazoa; Chordata; Mammalia; Chiroptera; Miniopteridae
Gene: SMTNL1
Product: smoothelin like 1
Molecular function (GO): protein binding
Source: RefSeq, a predicted model, not a curated record
ACAGCUCCCAAGCCCCCCGGCAGCAGCCCCACAGAGAUGGAGCAGAAGGAAGGGAAGCCCUCUGAGGAUGGGACCACUGUCUCCCCAGCCGCAGGGACCCCGGGGACGCCGGGAGGUGAAGCCUCAGCAGAGGAGGCCAAAGGCUGCGUGGGGAGCAGCGGCACAGAGGGGCCUCCGGACAGGGCAGGGGAGCAGGAAGGAGCUCCCGCCGAGGAUGGUCCAGCGGAACCCCGGGGGGAAGCCAGUGGGCCGCCUGAGGUCAAGGUGGAGUCCGAAGCGGAGGCUGAGCUUCCAAAGGAGGACGGUGGGAAGGAAGAGACCAAAGAGGCUCCUCAGGAGACGACUGAUGGGAAAGAAGAGACCAAAUCUGAGCCCAAGGAGGCUGAGGGGAAAGAGGGGACGGUGUUGGCCUCUGAGAAGCAGAAGGCUGAGGAGAAGGCAGCCAAGCCCGAAUCCAGGGAGGAAGCCAACGUGGAGGCCAAGGCUGAGCUGAAGCCGGCCGCGGGGGAGCAGGAGCAGGAGGCUACGACAGCCGCUCAGGAGGAGAGCGACAAGACAGAGGAGCGCAAGGCUGAAGCCCAGGCGAAGGCCAGUGUCCCAGAGGCCAAGUUGGACUCUGAGAAGAAGCCUGCUCGGGAAGAUGAGGCCAAGGCUGAACCACAGGAGAGUGACACGAGGGAGGAGGUGGUGAGUGAGACAGGAGAGAGGAGGGAGGAGGCCCCACGGCGUCCUGGAGCCCCUUCAGGUGGUCCCAAUGAGGAGCAGGACCAGAGCGUGGAGAGAGAGUCGGAGGAAGGGGCAGGGGUGACUCCCAGCUCCCCUGAGGAAUGGCCCGAGAGCCCCACAGAGGAGGGCCAAGGCCUCAGCCCAGAUGGGCUGGGCCCAGACACCGCAGCUUCUGGAGAGACCAGUCCUUCAGCCAGUGAGCCUUCACACAGCGAGGUGCCCCAGAGUCCCUCGGAGCCCCCUCCCUCACAGGAGAAGAAGGCACCGGAACGCAGGGUGCCAGCCCCCGCCAGGCCUCGGGGAGCCCGCGCACAGAACCGCAAAGCCAUCGUGGACAAGUUUGGCGGGGCAGCCUCGGGGCCCACGGCCCUGUUCCGGAACCCGAAGGCAGCCGGGGCGGCCAUCGGCAGUGUCAAGAACAUGCUGUUGGAGUGGUGCCGGGCCAUGACGAGAAACUACGAGCACGUGGACAUCCAGAACUUCUCGUCGAGCUGGAGCAGCGGCAUGGCCUUCUGCGCGCUCAUCCACAAGUUCUUCCCCGAUGCCUUUGACUACGCCGAGCUGGACCCCACCAAACGCCGGCACAACUUCACCUUGGCCUUCUCCACCGCAGAGAAACUGGCCGACUGUGCCCAGCUGCUGGAGGUGGAUGACAUGGUACGGUUGGCAGUGCCUGACUCCAAGUGUGUCUACACCUACAUCCAAGAGCUGUACCGCAGCCUAGUGCAGAAGGGACUGGUGAAGACCAAGAAGAAAUGAGGAGCUGACCAACCCUGUGGGCAGAGGUGGGCAGGGUGCCCAGCUGACCAGCCACAGCCCCAAGGCUUCCUUCUGCUCCAGCGACAAGACAUCCGGGGCUUGGGCAAAGGCAGGUGGCUCCAGUCUUAACUGCAUUAAAAG